This is a messenger RNA of Venturia canescens, 6369 nucleotides long. RefSeq names its product F-box/LRR-repeat protein 16. The record is from RefSeq and is a predicted model, not a curated record. NCBI's taxonomy places the organism in Eukaryota, Metazoa, Arthropoda, Insecta, Hymenoptera, Ichneumonidae. Gene Ontology annotation, molecular function: protein binding. The coding region runs from base 1353 to 2894 and encodes 513 amino acids. Gene Ontology annotation, biological process: SCF-dependent proteasomal ubiquitin-dependent protein catabolic process. The transcript has 7 exons. Gene Ontology annotation, cellular component: SCF ubiquitin ligase complex.
AACCCUCCUGCAUAAAUACGGAUGAGGGUGGCAGAGAAAAAGAGAUAUUAUUAUCAUUGUUAAUAUUAUUAUUAUUAUUAUUAUUAUUAUUUAAAUAAUGAUACGUGCAUUAAUAACGAGGAAAAAGAUCGUAAGAAAAACGCGGCAAAAUUGUUUUUCAUGUUGGUGAAUUUUCGUUUUUUACUUCAGUGCAUGAAAAGUGGAUGAGGUUAUUAGAGGGACUGAGGUUGUGUUUGAACCCUCGGAGCAAGUGAGACGGAAAUGAAUGGGGUUUAAAGGCUCUGGUUUUCCAUAGAGAAAAGCGUAUAAUAAAAGCUUUCCUAUACACAUACGAAUAUUUAUCCCUCAUCGCGGCGGACAAAAUGAUGGAGGUAUUUUGUAACCCUUAUUGAGGAGGAUUUCAGUGCGCGACUCAGCUGCCAGGUUGAACAGGAAAAUAUUUACGGUUGAUGUCGGUCGAAUAGCGGAAAAGAAAAUAUAAACGAUCGACGGUUGUGUUUUUAUUUGGCAUCUUAUUUUUAUUACACAUUCCAAGUAAGCUCUCUGUGUGAUUGUGCUCAGUUGACGCUGAUUUCAGUGCAGUGCCAGGUCGUAGUGUGGUUUCGUCGAACCAAUCCUGUGCACGGGGUGACCGAACAACGCUCAUCUAUACAUUUAGUAUUGAUUCGCCCUGGUGGCACUCGCUCUUUCUCCUUAUUCUCUCAUGUGUAUUUUUAUUUGUUGUCGUUGAUUCGACGAAAUACUCUACUGUAUCAAAUUACGAGGUAACACCCUAACGUGAGAGGAAUAAAAUAAGCGAAAAAUCCGUGCUCGAAUGGGGAAAAUACAAAGUGGGAAUCCUUGCGUUCGAAACAAUGAGAAGAAACAACGAGUUAUUCCGUACGAUCGUUUUUAUACUGCAAUAACUCGCAGUUUCUGAUCACUCGAGUUUUUGAUUAAAACCUUAACUAGUGACGAAAGCUAUAUCGGAAAAUAGCGUUCAAUACAGUUCGAGUUUCGGGGAUAUCGUUUAAUUUGGACCGAUCUAAAAUAUGAGGCGGCUCGAACGAUCACAAGUCGAGCUUGUGUCCCGGUUAUGAAGUAAGCUCAUUUAUCAAUUAUUUAUCAAUUCUCGUAUUUGAUUUUUGAGACUUAAUGGUGCCGUUGAGGAAAGAGGUUGAUCACGGGCUUGCGGAAGUACUCGUGACGGUUUUAGUGGUGCAACAUAACGCCAGCGAACAAAAGGGUUGAGCGGGUCAGAAGAAAGAACGAGAGAGUAAGAGAGCGAAGUCGUCCCCCUGCCUUGCUUCGCGAAUGCUCGAAGCACUCGAAAGCUGAGGAAUCAAGCAGUGUCGAGAACCAACGAAAUUAUUAUGUCUUCAAUAUCGGCUCAGGGCGUCGUCGAAAGGGCCAGCGCCGAAUUGACUAAGAGAAUCAAUGGACUUGGACUCCGUGCAUCGAAACAUCAUGGAGGCGGAAAGGCAAGUGUCAUGGAGCGCGUCACAAACGUAUUUUGCGGGGGUGGAGCUGUCGCGUAUACGAAUUUGCAGAGCGCCAAUAACGCGAACCCAACGCCCGAAAAACCGAGUAGAAGCGUUCAGAUGCCUGGCAACAAUACUGUUAACGCUGGUAACAAUAAGAGCAUAAACAGCGCAGGCAAUGCGACAUCGCGAGGAAGAAUAUCUAGGAACAGAAUGAAAAAUGUGCCACUGGCGAGCGGUGGCACGGGGGGAUAUUUUCCACCCUCCUCUUGGGAACAUCUCAUGAGCGACGACAAUUUUUUGAGCCGUUUUUUCCUAUACUUCAAUGCGAAUGACAGAAGGAUUCUCGCUCAGGUGUGUGCACGGUGGAGAGAUGUUUUGUACGCUCGGCCAAGAUUCUGGGCUGGUCUGGUACCGGUGGUCAAAUGUCGCGAAGCUCGUGCUAUGGCCGCAGGCUCCAGGACAAGACUCUACGCUUCGCUCGUUAGACGGGGCUUUCAUUCUCUCGUUCUCGAGGGUGCCGCUGACGAGGAUAUACCAGAGCUUACUCACAGUUUUCCACUUGCUCAGCGGCACGUGCACUCGCUUUCUUUGAGAGGCUGCGUCGUCACCGAUCGAGGACUCGAAGCCCUUCUCGAUCAUCUUCAGGCACUUUUUGAGCUCGAAUUGGCGAGUUGUAACGAGAUAACGGAAGCCGGACUGUGGGCAUGUCUAACACCGAGGAUAGUAUCGCUGUCACUUUCGGACUGUAUAAACGUGGCGGACGAAGCGGUUGGCGCAGUGGCACAAUUGUUGCCGAGUCUCUACGAAUUUUCGUUGCAGGCUUAUCACGUUACGGAUGCAGCUCUCGGUUAUUUUAGCGCAAAACAGAGUAGCUCGUUGAGUAUCCUGAGGCUUCAAUCCUGCUGGGAACUGACGAAUCACGGGGUUGUCAAUAUAGUCCAUUCUUUGCCCAAUUUGACGGUUCUCUCGCUGUCUGGGUGCAGUAAAGUGACGGAUGACGGUGUAGAGCUCAUUGCCGAAAAUCUACCGAGACUUCGAUCUCUCGAUCUUAGCUGGUGCCCGAGGAUAACCGAUGCUGCACUCGAAUACAUCGCUUGCGAUCUCAAUCAUCUCGAGGAACUUACAUUAGACAGGUGUGUCCAUGUAACUGAUAUCGGAGUUGGCUACAUAUCGACCAUGGGUUCUCUCAGCGCAUUAUUUUUACGGUGGUGUUCACAGUUACGAGAUUUUGGGUUGCAGCAUCUCUGUGGAAUGAGAUCCCUUCAAGUUUUGUCUGUGGCCGGCUGUCCAUUACUAACGAGCAGUGGCUUAUCGAGUCUAAUCCAACUUCGUCAUCUCCACGAGCUUGAAUUGACAAACUGUCCGGGUACUUCGCGCGAAUUGUUCGAUUAUCUUCGGGAGCAUUUGCCUCGUUGCCUCGUAAUAGAGUGAGAGAGAACCACAGCUGAGAUCAAAUUUUCCACUAUAGUCGUGAGGUAUCCAUCAGAUACGGGAGAAAGAUAGAAACAAAACGAAUAAUCUCUUCGGAUGAAGAAAACAACAGAAAAAAAGAAGAAAAUUGCUCGCAAACGAAAAACGAUAGUCGGGUUUUAAUAAACUUCCGAGAAUUUUCACUUUUUACGGCAAGUCCCGGAUACAUUUUUAGUUCCCGCGCAACCCCGUAAAAUCCUCGAUUAAACUGAUUAAUUGAGGGAGAAAUAAUUGCUCUUACGUUUUUACACUUUCACGCAUUUUUCCGCAUGUAAAAGAGAGCAACAGCUUCGUUAAAGCAAACAUUGAAAAAGCAAAAAAAGUAAAAAGUGCACUAGAAGUAUUACGCGCGCAUGUAGAGCUUAACAUUUGCGCGAGUAUGGCAAAAUGAAAUGUGGAAAUAGAAAGGUGGACAAGAAAAAAAAUAUCGUAUAACUAGUGGUUAUACCGCCGAAAAGGCGAGUCGCGUUUUAAUAACGAUAUUAUACUGUUGUACCGUAUACGAGAAAGAACAAACCAAAAGAGAUAAUGAUCGCGACAGACACGCCGGUUAGGACUGUGAUAAAUUUUUAAUAUACGUUCAUUUUUCUCAAUUCGUUUAAAAAAGAUUCAAAGGGAUUAAGGCAGUAAAGAUCAUCAAUACAAACGAACGUAAAACAGAGAAUGGAAUAUGAGGUUUUCAUAGUGGAAAUAGCUUCAUCGUUCAUUUUUCAGUCGUGUUACAUGCUAUUUAUGCCGAUGCAAUUUCAUUUGUACUCUAGCGCUACUUUUGUCGUUGGUUACGUACAUUACGUUAUGUACGUUACGUACAUAGAAGUAACGUUUCACAGAGCAUUCGAGUACAAUUAAAUGACAUUAAUGCUACAACAUUAUUUGUAAAAAUCGACAAACACAUCGUUUUUUAUUUUGCAUCAAAGCCAAAGUACUUGAACCCUCCCUUAUACCGCAGUAUGAGCAAAACAACACUUUUUUUAAAGUAUACAUUUUAUUCAUCAACAACCAUGAAAUGGUAGUAACUAAUGCAUUUCGGAAUUUUCAUAGAAAUGCUUUCAACGUUUCACCGAACUUAUUCGAUUGAAUUGAUUCAAUUCAAGACACUUUUAACCGCAAUAAAAGCUUCCGAAGUUCAUUAUAAAAUUGACUUUUUUUAGCGGCACAUACGACAGAGGUUGAAAGCGGAUUUGAACGUUUUCGGUGAACUUUUAAUUCGAGAAUUUAUCUCAUACUCGUUCGGAUAUGAUUUGAGCGUUCUGAACAAUUGGUUUUUAAGAAUGCCCUCACGUGAACGAUAUGCAUAUUUACUCUACGACGAUUUAAGUUGAAUAUGCACUUUAAUUAAGGGAGAAUUCGUAUUUGACAGAAUGAAAAAAAAGCGGCAGCAAUAAGUAAAACCAGGAUUCUCGUUUUUCAAUCACUGGCAAAUUGGUGAAAAUUCUCUUUUCCAAGCGCAAACGCGCUCUCGUUGGUCGAAGCUUUACCAUUUCCAAUAGAAAACUAUAGCGUCGCGGUUACGUAGAUCAGCUCGCACGAAUGUACUCGAGAAUUUGAGACGAAGAUAAAAAUGCGGUCACAAGGACGUGUUUUAACUGCGCAAGAAAAAAUGAAACAUUGCUUACAUCGUUGAAGUACGAAAAGCCAAGUUGUCUUGACGUUUUCCCAAAUUUUCUCCUCACGAAUCCAUAUUCAAAAAGCAAAUGAAGAAAUAAUACUUUUAUCAGUUCGUUAUGGUUUGCACGAAGUGUAAUCCUCCAAUUAUGUAGGAGAAAAUAUGGACGCGAAAUCGUCAUCGACUGAACGUGUAUCUUCACGUCGUCUCAAAUAGCGAGAAUUCGGCCCUUAAAACCCUUUGGAAUGCUAGUCACACUUUGCUUUAUAGAUAACUGAUAAAGAAUGAAAUAACAAAAGAUCUAUUGAAAUAAAUCUAUAUCUACCCUGGCGGGCCUGUGGAGGCCACAAAAAAUAUGAACAAAAAUAAAAAAAAAGGAAAACAUUCCACGUCGUACCUAAGAAAAUUGAAAAGAAGUCACACCGUGCGAUCCGACAAUUGUUAUGUUAUGUGUCGUGCUGUUCAAAACUCCCUCCAGUCUCGAUAAAUGUGAAGAACGAUUACGCGAAUCAUUGACUCUAAAGCGAGAUAGGAGUAACGAAUAUUACCAUUUUCAAAUUGUAUUAGAUAUCGUCAUUUUACACCUUCAUAAAUUAUUGUACACUCUCGCAGAACACACUCAUAUUACAAAUAUUAUUGUGUCUUUGCUUUUGAGACGGUUCGGUCGGAUUCCAAUCAAAUGAUUCCUCGCUUCAUUCACUUGAGAAUAACACUCGGGGACCUGCUCUCAUUUCUUCUUCGUUUUUUUAUAAUUCUUGCAUCGAAAAACAAAUUUUCUUGAAUUUAUAUUUUAAUGGGGACUGGCGGUGUCAAUUGAUCAUCCGGACUUUCUCAAAACACAGAAAAACAAGAAAAAUGAUAAAAUUCUGAUAGCUCGUUUUAUCUCGAUGUUAUGUAUACCUGUGUGGAGUUUAAAGAAAAAAUUAAGAAAGAAGUAACAUGGAUCGAUUCUUUCAUCACGUUGUGUCUCAUUUUUCCAAAAAUAUUCUUCUCAUUAUAAUUCAUCGUCGGUGUUGAAUAUCGUUGCAACAAAAAUAACAUUUCAGUAGAAAACAAUUUUGAUUGUGACCAUUAUUAUCAUCGUUAUGAUAUUAUUAUAUGAAAAAAACUAAAAAAAAAAAACAAAAAACAAAAAAAUGAAUAAACCAAAAAAAUUGUGUGUCUGUGGUUUAGGAGCAGCCACUGUCGAAUCGUGAAUCCUAUUGAAAUCAAAUUCUAAAUCAAUUCGAGCAUAAAAAUAAUUCAAAAUAGGUGAACGUUACUCCAUCAUUUUUCGUUCGAACUUGAGUUGUAAAAAUUAUUCAACCGAAAUAAACAUGCAAAUGCGAAAUUUGUAUUCUAAUAUGCGAUCUAUUUAGAAUUUGAUUUCAUUGUGUCAGCUAUUGAUAAGUAGCUAUUGAUUGGAACUCGUUGUUAAUAAUUUGAAAUCCGCGAAUCGUAACGAGACGGUAGAGUCGUUACACGAUUUAAUUAUAAGCAGAUUGAUAAAUAUAUAUAUAUACAUAUAUAGACACACACACGUGUAUAUAUAUAUAUAUAUACAUUAUAUAAAUAUCGGAUAAUUUAUUUGGAUGAGUAAUAUUAUUAAUGAUGUACGAUAAUUGCUGUAUAAUUUGUACGAUAGAAACUUGGAUAGUCAAUCACUGUAAUUUUUACGAAAUGCUGAAAAAAAAGAAAAACCCUAGAAUAUGUAUUUAUUAUUCUUCUUACAAAUUCAUUUAUUAAUGGUUCGUUUUGUUUACCGCGUAAUAUGUCCUCGUACGUUCUGAGCCCGCAGGGUAUUUUUUGUAUAUAUUGUACAAAUAAUAAUAACACCAAAUAAUUGACGAA